Messenger RNA from Gavialis gangeticus (Gharial), 384 nucleotides. Its product is annotated as C-C motif chemokine 4-like. The record is from RefSeq and is a predicted model, not a curated record. Gene Ontology annotation, cellular component: extracellular region. Gene Ontology annotation, molecular function: CCR chemokine receptor binding; chemokine activity. Gene Ontology annotation, biological process: monocyte chemotaxis; positive regulation of GTPase activity; neutrophil chemotaxis. The transcript has 3 exons. Lineage: Eukaryota; Metazoa; Chordata; Crocodylia; Gavialidae. Bases 94 to 369 code for a protein of 91 amino acids.
UAUAAAAAGGCAAGGAAAAGCUAGUUGUUCAGUGUCAAUCCAAGUUUGCAAUACUCCCUGGUCCAGUUGUGAUCAUCUGCAUCUGAUAGCAACAUGAAAGUCUGUGUGCCUGUUGUCAUGAUCCUUCUCAUCUCUGCCUUCUUCUCCCAGGCCUCCUCUGCUCCAGUGGGUUCUGACAUGCCAACCUCCUGCUGCUUCUCCUAUACAAGUCGCAAGCCCCCACGUAACUUAGUGGUGAAGUAUUACAGUACCAACAACAAGUGCUCCUGGCAAGCUGUCGUGUUUAUCACAAAAAAAGGCCGUGAAAUUUGUUCUAACCCUGAAGACUCAUGGGUUCAAAUGUACAUGAACAGCCUGGAACAGAACUGAAUAGUGCAGGGACUG